Molecule: messenger RNA, 2098 nt
Organism: Momordica charantia (bitter melon)
Lineage: Eukaryota; Viridiplantae; Streptophyta; Magnoliopsida; Cucurbitales; Cucurbitaceae
Product: somatic embryogenesis receptor kinase 2
Biological process (GO): protein phosphorylation
Molecular function (GO): ATP binding; protein kinase activity; protein binding
Source: RefSeq, a predicted model, not a curated record
AUGGAGAUGGAGCAGUAUAAGGUUUUGGCUCUGGGUUUUGUCUGCUUGAUCUUCCUGGUUCCUCCACUAUGGCUCGUUUCUGCUAACAUGGAAGGUGAUGCUUUGCAUAGCCUCAGAACCAGCUUGCAAGAUCCUAACAAUGUCUUGCAAAGUUGGGAUCCCACUCUUGUCAAUCCCUGUACAUGGUUUCAUGUUACAUGUAAUAACGAUAAUAGUGUCAUAAGAGUUGAUCUUGGGAAUGCAGCUUUGUCAGGCACACUUGUUCCACAGCUUGGCCUGCUAAAAAAUUUGCAGUAUUUAGAGCUCUACAGUAACAACAUAAGUGGAGUAAUUCCUAGUGACCUUGGGAAUCUGACUAGUUUGGUGAGCUUAGAUCUUUAUUUGAACAGUUUUUCAGGUCCAAUUCCAGACACAUUGGGCAAGCUGUCAAAACUACGAUUCCUCCGGCUGAACAACAACAGCUUAUCAGGUCCUAUUCCUAUGUCAUUGACAAAUAUUUCAUCCCUUCAAGUGUUGGAUCUAUCAAAUAACCAUCUCUCAGGCGUGGUUCCAGAUAAUGGUUCCUUCUCCUUAUUCACCCCCAUCAGUUUUGCCAACAACUUGGAUCUCUGUGGCCCUGUCACUGGACGUCCUUGCCCUGGAUCUCCUCCAUUUUCUCCUCCUCCGCCCUUUGUCCCACCGCCACCUAUAUCUUCACCAGGUGGGAAUAGUGCAACUGGAGCUAUUGCUGGUGGAGUUGCUGCAGGUGCUGCUUUACUUUUUGCAGCUCCAGCAAUUGCAUUUGCGUGGUGGCGUCGAAGGAAACCCCAAGAAAUUUUCUUCGAUGUACCUGCGGAAGAGGAUCCUGAAGUGCAUCUGGGGCAACUUAAAAGAUUUUCACUGAGAGAACUACAAGUGGCAACUGAUAGUUUUAGUAACAAGAACAUACUUGGUAGGGGUGGAUUUGGCAAGGUCUAUAAAGGUCGAUUGGCAGAUGGUUCUUUAGUAGCAGUAAAAAGACUGAAGGAAGAACGUACGCCUGGUGGAGAGCUGCAAUUUCAGACAGAAGUAGAGAUGAUAAGCAUGGCUGUGCAUCGGAAUCUGUUACGGUUACGUGGAUUUUGCAUGACGCCAACUGAACGACUGCUUGUUUACCCCUACAUGGCCAAUGGAAGUGUUGCGUCUUGUUUAAGAGAACGACCACCAUCCCAACCACCUCUUGAUUGGAAAACGAGGAAGCGAAUUGCAUUGGGAUCUGCAAGAGGGCUAUCUUAUUUGCAUGAUCACUGUGAUCCAAAGAUUAUUCAUCGGGAUGUAAAAGCUGCAAAUAUUUUACUGGACGAGGAGUUUGAGGCUGUUGUUGGAGAUUUCGGGUUGGCUAAGCUUAUGGACUACAAGGAUACUCAUGUCACCACCGCUGUCCGUGGUACUAUCGGACAUAUAGCUCCAGAGUACCUUUCCACUGGAAAAUCUUCCGAGAAAACAGAUGUUUUUGGGUAUGGUAUCAUGCUUCUAGAGCUGAUCACUGGACAAAGGGCCUUUGAUUUGGCUCGACUUGCGAAUGAUGAUGAUGUCAUGUUACUUGAUUGGGUGAAAGGACUGCUGAAAGAGAAGAAGCUAGAAAUGCUGGUCGAUCCUGAUCUUCAGAACAAUUAUGUUGAAUCCGAGGUAGAACAGUUGAUUCAGGUUGCCCUGCUCUGCACACAAGGCUCGCCAAUGGACCGGCCGAAGAUGUCCGAGGUGGUGAGAAUGCUCGAAGGUGACGGAUUGGCUGAAAGAUGGGACGAGUGGCAAAAGGUGGAAAUCCUACGGCAAGAAAUCGAUCUAUCGCCCCACCCGAAUUCUGAUUGGAUUGUUGAUUCAACUGAAAAUCUACAUGCAGUUGAGCUUUCUGGUCCAAGAUGAUCCCCCAUGCCUCAGUAAAGAAAAGGAAUGAUUUGUGACUUUAAUUUUUACUUAUAAAUUUCUUCUACUUUUUCUUUUUUCUUAGCAACCAUAUCCCUAAUUGUUCUGUAACUGCAUUUUGAAAUUCAUUUGUGCAUCAGUCAGCCUUUGUCCACUUGCAAAAUGUACCAUUUUAUAGUGCCUCUCUCAACCAAAUUAUGGUUUUUAAUAUUAU